Prorocentrum cordatum is the source of this 354-nucleotide messenger RNA. NCBI's taxonomy places the organism in Eukaryota, Dinophyceae, Prorocentrales, Prorocentraceae. The record is from the annotation of a GenBank genome assembly.
AUGGUGUCUCGUCGGCUCCUCGGCCUGCUUGCUGCGCUGGCCGUUCCUGUGCGGGCCCUCACAGGAUCCAAGCCCAAGUACCAGCACGAGCAUAGGCACGAGCACGCGAGGAGGCCAGUCAACACCAGCGGCAGGCCAGUCGGCAGCUCCGCGUCGUCCUUCCUGCAGACGGAUGCCGACGCGGACAGCGCGGCGAUGGUCUCGAUGACGACGCUCUCGAAGGAGGAGUGGCAUGCGCAACACAAGGCAAUGUACGAGACGGAGUUCACGAUCGAGUUCCGCGGUCCACCUGCCCCACCGAGGAGCAGGGGCCUAACCGAACUGUGUGCUAAGCGUGCCCUCCUAAUAGUGUGA